This is a messenger RNA of Linum tenue, 705 nucleotides long. The record is from the annotation of a GenBank genome assembly. Lineage: Eukaryota; Viridiplantae; Streptophyta; Magnoliopsida; Malpighiales; Linaceae.
AUGGCCGCCUCCUUCUCCAUCUCCAGAACCUUCCUCGCCUCCUCCCCGGCAUCCGCUGCCGCCGCCAAAGCCUUCCUCCUCCCGCCGGUCUCAAUCGCCUCCGCAUCCUCCCUCUCCUCGCUCAAAACCCUCCCGCUCCGACUGACCACCAGAUCCAGACGAUUCUCCGCCACCAGAUCCACCGCCGCCGCAGUCCCCUCAAUCUCCGCCUCGAUCUCCGUCGGCGACAAGCUCCCGGAAGCCACGCUCUCCUACCUCGACGCCGACGACGAGGUCCAGACCGUCACGAUCUCGUCCCUCACCGCGGGGAAGAAGGCCAUCCUCUUCGCCGUCCCCGGCGCGUUCACCCCGACCUGCUCGCAGAAGCACGUCCCGGGGUUCGUGGAGAAGGCGGCGGAGCUGAAAUCGAAGGGAGUCGACACAAUCGCCUGCGUGUCGGUGAACGACGUGUUCGUGAUGAAGGCGUGGAAGGAGAAUUUGGGGAUUAAGGACGACGCCGGCUUGCUGCUGCUCUCCGACGGGAAUGGAGAUUUCACCAGGGCGUUGGGGGUGGAGCUGGAUCUGAGCGAUAAGCCGGUCGGGCUCGGGGUUAGGUCGAGGAGGUACGCGCUGCUGGCGGAGGACGGCGUCGUGAAGGUGAUGAAUCUGGAGGAAGGCGGCGCGUUCACUUUCAGCAGCGCCGAGGAUAUGCUCAAGGCUCUGUGA